Messenger RNA from Lucilia cuprina (Australian sheep blowfly), 439 nucleotides. RefSeq lists its product as uncharacterized. The coding region runs from base 57 to 374 and encodes 105 amino acids. The record is from RefSeq and is a predicted model, not a curated record. NCBI's taxonomy places the organism in Eukaryota, Metazoa, Arthropoda, Insecta, Diptera, Calliphoridae. The transcript has 3 exons.
UAUAAACUUUGCAAUCAUAUAUUAGUUGGGAUUUAGCAUUUUAUAUUGAAACAACAAUGAAAUUUUGGAUUCUGAUAAGUUUAAUUUGUGGUUUCAUUGUCGCAAAUAGGGCAGCAGUAGCUAGAGGAACUUAUAAAGACCCAAGAUACCCAGGCAAAUGUGUUGUUGGUGAUUUAAUUGUAUCGCCCGGAGAAGAGGCUAAACAUCCUUUUUCACGUUGUGGCCGUAUGUUGUGCGGCAGUGAAGGUUCUGUUGUUUUCCACACAUGUGGUGCCAUUGGUGCACCAUCAGGUUAUAUAUUGGGUGAUCCCAUUGAGCCUGCAGCACCAUAUCCAAAAUGCUGUAAUAGACAUUUUAUUCCGGUCGAUAAUUAAUUUCAUUCAUUGUGAGAUUCUAUGUUAAAGAUUUUCAAUAAAUAAAGAAAUAUGUUAAAAAUGUA